Brienomyrus brachyistius is the source of this 1999-nucleotide messenger RNA. Its product is annotated as transcription factor Dp-1-like. Gene Ontology annotation, biological process: regulation of cell cycle; regulation of transcription by RNA polymerase II. Gene Ontology annotation, cellular component: transcription regulator complex; nucleus. Gene Ontology annotation, molecular function: RNA polymerase II transcription regulatory region sequence-specific DNA binding; DNA-binding transcription factor activity, RNA polymerase II-specific. The record is from RefSeq and is a predicted model, not a curated record. The coding region runs from base 346 to 1557 and encodes 403 amino acids. The transcript has 13 exons. Lineage: Eukaryota; Metazoa; Chordata; Actinopteri; Osteoglossiformes; Mormyridae.
AAGACACCGCCAAGAUCAGUUUGUGAGCAGAGCAGACGUUGAGUGAGUAGUGUGUAGUGGAGUGUCUUAUAUCCUGCUCGAAAUUUGCUACAGUUAACUAACAGAUUGAAAGGAGCUGUUCGCAGACCCAGCGUAUUUGGAACUUUAAAUUAAAAGAACGGCUAUGCAUCGUCUACUUUGAAUUAGGAUUUAGACCUCCUCUUCCUCUGUCCACUCUGCCAACAAAAACAGUCUGGGCGCUUCAAUUGACCGAAGUAUACAGACGGGCACCUGCUGUUCAGCCUCCUGAGAAAUUACCCGCAUAGGAGGGCUUUGGCUCUCUCUUUCUUUCCAGAACCUGGUAACAUGGCGAAGGAUGCUGGUCUCAUUGAAGCCAAUGGAGAACUGAAGGUUUUCAUUGACCAGAAUCUGAGUCCAAGCAAAGGGGUCUUGUCUCUGGUCACCGUCCAUCCUACUGUCACCCUGGGCAAGCAGUUACUGCCUAAAACCCUGGGCCCUUCCAAUGUCAACAUAGCUCCUCACAUGGUGAUCGGCACUCCCCAGCGGCCCAGCGGCUCCAGCACUGUCCUGGUGGGCAGCCCCCACACUCCCAGUGCCCAGUUCCUUCAGAACCAGCAGGCCGAUACCUCGCCCUGGUCCACUGGGAAACGCAGUAAGAAGGGCGAGAAGAAUGGCAAGGGCCUGCGGCACUUCUCCAUGAAGGUCUGCGAGAAGGUGCAGAGGAAGGGCGUCACUACCUACAAUGAAGUCGCUGACGAACUGGUGGCAGAGUUCAGCUCCGUUGACAACCACAUCUCCCCCAAUGACUCGCAUGUAUAUGACCAGAAGAACAUUCGUCGACGUGUCUAUGAUGCCCUCAACGUACUGAUGGCCAUGAACAUCAUCUCCAAAGAGAAGAAGGAGAUCAAAUGGAUUGGCCUCCCCACCAAUUCAGCACAGGAGUGCCAAAACCUAGAGCUGGAACGGCAACGACGGCUUGAAAGAAUAAAGCAGAAACAGUCACAGCUGCAGGAGCUUAUCUUACAGCAAAUCGCGUUUAAGAACCUGGUGCAGCGGAACCGGCAGGCAGAGAACCAGUCUAGCAGGCCACCAGCUCCCAACUCCGUCAUUCACCUGCCUUUCAUCAUUGUCAACACCAGCAAGAAGACGGUCAUUGACUGUAGCAUCUCCAAUGACAAGUUUGAGUACCUUUUUAACUUUGACAACAUGUUCGAGAUCCACGACGACAUCGAGGUUCUGAAGCGGAUGGGAAUGGCCUGCGGGCUGGAGGCUGGGAAGUGUUCCGCUGAGGACCUGAAGAGGGCGCGCAGCUUGGUACCAAAGGCACUGGAACCUUAUGUCACAGAAAUGGCACAGGGAUCUAUAAAUAGCGUAUACAGCACUGGAGGCUCUUCUUCCAACGGAGGGCGCUACCACACUGGCAGUGAGAGUGCCGACGGAACUGCUGCCUCCAGUUACAGCGGCUCCCACUACAGCAGCUCCCGCGUGGAGACGCCUGUGUCCUACAUGGAUGACGACGACGACGAAGAUUAUGACGACAACGAUGAUGAAGAUUAGCCGUCACAUGGUCAAACAGCUGUGCUGUGUCAUUCUCCCACGCGCACACACCCAAAACAUAUUGUCACAGAAGUGCGUGUGUGUGCCUGUUGCACUGGAAACCAGAUGCAGCCUUCAGAAACCCAGGUUCCUAAAACCCGACUGCAUGCUUGGAGAUGUGGUCUUUGACUAUAGAAACCUAUCAGUGCUUUGGGGUGGUCACUCUGUUAAUAAAUUUCUAGCUUCGCUUAGAGAAUGGUGGUUGAUGGGAAGUUUAGUCCAUAGUUGGAGUUGGUGCUGUAAUAACCCCCUGCCUUCCAUCUGCACCACUGAUGUCAGCUCUGGUCUGCCGACCUCCUCCACCUCUGAAUGUUUGUGAUUGAAAGAGUAUGAAUCCCCUCCAGACUUCUCAUGUUUGAUAAAAGUAGUGAGAUCUGUGUGAAUAAAUCUCUUCUUAUUUUUA